ACAGCAGCCGAGCAGCACUGCAGUGAGCUGCAGCUCUGUCUCUGCUCGCUGUCUUUGGUUCUCCUCGACGACUUCUCCCCGUUUCCCUGAUUUUUAUUCGUUCAUGUUCCUCCCCAGGAAUUUGCACCGAAAGAUAAUCCCUAAAUGCCAGCCCCCCUCGCCCGCUGGGAGGACAGCUGGUGCGCUGAUAACAUUGGAGUCGGGGUUGCCCUUGACUUGGGCAGGAGUUAGGAGGAGCAGGGGACGACGAUCAUGCAACCUGAUGAAAGAACUGACAUUAUUGCGGCUGUGUGAUCUGCAUCGGCAGGGCUGUCAGGGAUGCUCUGUGAAUUAAUGUCAUCCCUGCUCCCGACCCAGGAGCACCAGCGUCCUGCUGAAGCAAGCAUCUGCAGGGAGCCCUGGCCCCGGAGCUCCGCUGGCCGAGCAGAGGAGGCCUGAGCGGUCUCCACCUCCGGAUUAUGGUGGAUGGUGGCAGAAGGCAAGUGUGCAUGACAAGAUAAACAAACCCAGAGCUGUCUGCUGUCCUGCAGCAGAGAUAAAGUAGAGGCUGUGAGCGUGCUUGUCAUUGUUGCUUUUUUUGGUCUCUUUGUGGGAGUAGGUGUUCCUAUUAAUAAUAGAUGUGAUGGCCAGCAGCCCCUGAACUGUAAAUGUGUUCUUUGACUGGGCCGGCUUCUUUUUUUGAACCUCUAAAGAAAAUUGACUGAAAAUGAUGGCUGACCACGAGGAAGCAGAGCUGUCCGAGUCCCUUCAGAAGGAGGACGGGUUUUCCAGCGAGGUGGAGGAUCCAGGUACGAACUUCAAAUCUAAAAGUUUGCCUGUUUUAAGCGAAGCUGCAUCUCAUGAGAAAACCUUACUGGCGAGCUCAGUGCGGAUGUCCAUAACGGCUGAGGAGAGCACAGAGUUCAUCCAGAACCCGCCCAACACUGAGUCGUUCCAGGCCGAGUCCCCAACGAGAGCAAACUACCCGCCAAAGCCAGGGAAGUCGGCGCUGAAUAGGCCGGCCUCGUACAUGGAGAACACGGAGAUCCGAAGGAGUAAACACAUGGCUAGGAGGAAGCCCCCGGGGUUUUUCGCAGCCAGGCUAGCUCAGAUUCGUCUGCCCAGUCGGAAGCACCUUGGCGUCAUCUUGCAGGACUCUCGCUGCUUCCUGUUCUGCAUGUGCUACCUGACGUUCAUCCAGUCGCUCAUGGUGUCUGGCUACCUCAGCAGCGUCAUCACCACCAUAGAGAAAAGGUACAGCUUGAGGAGCUCAGAGUCUGGCCUGCUCGUCAGCUGUUUCGACAUCGGGAGCCUCCUGGUGGUCGUCUUCAUCAGCUACUUUGGUGGGCGGGGCCAGAGGCCUCGCUGGCUGGCAGUGGGGGGCAUUUUCAUCGCUGUGGGUGCUGCCCUAUUCUCCUUACCUCAUUUCAUCUCCCCGCCCUACCAGAUCCAGGAGGUCAACUCAUCUUCGGCCAACGAGGGCCUGUGCAUGAAUAGCAAUGCCAGCAGCAGGGAUCGCGUUGACAUCACUUCCUGUCCCAGAGACCAGGAGGGCAACGAGCACAACCUGUACGUGGCGCUGUUCGUCAUCGCUCAGAUCCUGGUAGGCAUGGGGUCCACGCCCAUCUACACGCUGGGGCCCACCUACCUGGACGACAAUGUGAAGAAGGAGAAUGCCUCGCUGUAUCUAGCCAUCAUGUACGUGAUGGGAGCGCUGGGCCCAGCAGCUGGCUACCUGCUGGGUGGAGUCCUCAUCGGCUUUUACGUGGACCCCAAGACUGUUGUCAACAUCGACCAGAGUGAUCCCCGCUUCAUUGGAAACUGGUGGAGCGGGUUCCUGCUGUGCGCCAUAGCCAUGCUGCUGGUCAUCUUCCCCAUGUUCACCUUCCCCAAGAAACUGCCGCCCCGACACAAGAAGAAGAAGAGGAGGAAAAAGCUGAGUCUGGACGACCUGUCCAGUGACGACGACGUCCUCAAGGAGAAGAGCAACAACAACAAGACCCAGACGGUCACUUCGUCCAUGGGCUUUGGCAAGGACAUCAAAGACCUGCCUAAAGCCGCAGUGAGGAUCCUCAGCAAUGUGACUUUCUUGUUUGUCAGCCUGUCCUACACGGCAGAGAGCGCCAUCGUAACUGCUUUCAUCACUUUCAUCCCUAAAUUCAUCGAGUCUCAGUUUGGGAUCCCUGCCUCCAAUGCUAGCAUCUACACUGGUGUGAUUAUUGUACCCAGUGCCGGCGUGGGGAUCGUCCUGGGCGGCUACAUCAUUAAGAAGCUGAAGCUGGGCGCUCGCGAGUCGGCCAAGCUGGCCAUGAUCUGCAGCGGCGUGUCCCUGCUCUGCUUCUCCACGCUGUUCAUCGUGGGCUGCGAGAGCAUCAACCUCGGAGGGAUCAACAUCCCCUACACCACCGGACCUACACUCACUAUGACGCAGAGGAACCUGACCGGAGGCUGUAAUGUGAACUGCGGCUGUAAAAUCCACGAGUACGCUCCGGUCUGCGGCUCUGAUGGCAUCACAUAUUUUAACCCCUGCCUAGCUGGCUGUGGCAGCGUGGCCAACGACAGCACUGGGAUCCGAAACUACUCCGACUGCGCCUGCGUUCAGAGCCGGCAGGUCAUCACGCCGUCGACCGGCAGUCAGGGCAGCAACCAGCUGCAGCUCGUCAUCGUCAAGACCUACCUGAACGAGAACGGCUACGCCGUGUCGGGGAAGUGCGACCGCACCUGCAAUACGCUCAUCCCCUUCCUCAUCUUUCUCUUCAUCGUCACGCUCAUCACUGCCUGCGCUCAGCCCUCCGCCAUCAUUGUCACCCUCAGGUACGCCUUUAUGAAUCACUCACUGUGAGGAGGAUGGGAUGUCAAUGUUUU
Molecule: messenger RNA, 2844 nt
Organism: Pundamilia nyererei
Lineage: Eukaryota; Metazoa; Chordata; Actinopteri; Cichliformes; Cichlidae
Product: solute carrier organic anion transporter family member 5A1-like
Exons: 7
Coding region: 707-2821 (704 amino acids)
Biological process (GO): transmembrane transport; sodium-independent organic anion transport
Cellular component (GO): basolateral plasma membrane
Molecular function (GO): protein binding
Source: RefSeq, a predicted model, not a curated record